CCAACAGAUGCUUAACUAUGGUAAGCACAUGAAUUGAAUCCCAGUUUAAACACAAUUCUAAUCAUAUGGUGGAGUCGGGGGUCCUAGUACUGGUAUUUAUCAAUAUUUGUGCAUGGAUAUUGAGCAUUCUUUAUGUACAAAUGGCAUGGCCAGAAAAUCUCUGCCAACUCUAUAUGAUAUGGAAGAUCUUUUGAAAGGUUGUGAUUGUUUCAACUUGGUCUUACACAAGAAGCAAUUGGAUUUACUAUGUUGUGCUUUGUUUUCACAAGCAAUUGGAUUUAGUAUGCAUGUUCUGCUUUCAAGAGUUACUACUACUAGUGCUGGUACUAGUUCUAGUACUAGUACUAGUACUAGUACUAGUAGAACUUCUUGUUGUUCUUGUGCGGACAAAGCACAAUCAUGAGUAGCUAGUAGUGAGUCACCUCACUUUUUAGUAUUGUAAACCCUUUACUUUACAACACCAGAGAGCAUACAUACAUUUUGCAGGUUAUAGUAGUAGUGGUCUGUUUGUAAGAACACUGACUAUUCUCUGUCAAAAAACAACACACCAACAACAAUACCCAACACACAGAGCAAAUGAAGGAAUUCCAUUCCUAUUUCAGGGCCCUCUGUUAGUAGUACUAGUAGUAGUAGUUUCUGAGGAAGACAGUUGCCAACCAAGAUCAGGGUUUUGCAAAGGUUUUUGCCAUUUUUAAACAAACAAGAGAAGCAAAGGGAGUAUUGCCCAGGAAAUAUUAUCUUUCUUGUUUCUCUUUGGAAAAAAAUUGACAAAUCAAUGAGAAUAUUGCCUCAGUAACAUUCUCUUUGUUUUUGAUGUUCUAGUAAACAUUAAACCACACGUGCUGGCACUAACUUAGUUUUUGCACCCGUAAAAACUUUUACGUCGGCGAGCCAAUAGCUAGUACGAAUACGUACGGUAAGUACUUACACUACAGUAACUGUACUUUUACUGUUAACGGUAAUAAAAAGAUAGGCAUUUUGAUCAGAAAAACGAAAAAUGGGGUAUUCGCACCAGUUACCCAACGGAAAGGACCACUUGUACAACUAGCAACAUAAUAAUUCACAAUUGAAAGCAACCGAAUUCGCCUGUCCCGUCUUGGCUAGACGGUAAACCAUGCAACUGAAGUUUGUUCGCACCAACAUCAACGCUUGGAAUUAUACGAACUAAGAUACACCUCUUUCCAACGGCUUGGUUUGAUUUUAGGGUUACUUUUUCUCGAUUGUGAAAGUCAUCGUUAUUGCAAAGYACCAUGUCGGCUUUGCAAAUGGCCAAAGACGAGAAUGGUGUUUGCCAGGGAUCUAUUAGAAAAACAGUCACCAUUAGCAGCAGCAAAAAACCUGGGCGUAGAAACAGUGGGGCAUUCACGUUAUCUUUUAGCAGCAGAAAUUCUUCGUCGGCCUCGUUGGAUACAAGCCMGAACCUUUUGACGUAUUCUUUGCUCGUCGGCGUAAAACUGAUUUGCUACGAAAGUAUGGCUACGAUGUUCAAUGGCGACCAUCCGUUAGCCCAAUAUAGUUUGGUAGGGGCUUCUCCGGUUUCGGACAAUUCAACGGCAUUUCGAGCAGUGACAGAUCGUGGGACUCAUCUUCUAUGCAGCGUUCCGACGAAAGGAUGUCGCGAGGUAUGGCUAAGCGCACUAAAUGCUGGUCUAGAGUAUCGGUUGCUGCAAGAAUCGGAGCGAAAGAAACGUUCCAAUAAUGGUGAUUCUUCUGACGAUUAUUCAAGAAGCAAGAAAAUUUUGUCGCCUGUUAAACCAACCUAUCCUCGCGGAGUAAAAUACAAAUCGGCACCAGUGCGGUAUUGCCAUUCGUGUGGAAAGGUCGAACUCAACAAGUCAUCUGAAUCACCAGCGUAUUAUCAAGCACCGUUGCCUCAAUACGGUAUUGAAGAACGAGUUGAUGUGUGCGUCAAUUGCCAUAAAGCCCAAGGUGUCCUAGAAAAUUGUGAUUGGAUGGAAGAAUUGUAUGCAGCGCAGCAAAAAGAGCAACUUGCUAUGCUAAAUGCUCGUCAGCUUGUAUUGGACAAACUUGGACAAAAAGCAAACCAUGAUCAGCAAUCCACAAGCUUGAAAAAAGAAAGUGACUCAGGUGUUGAAUCAGGUCAUGAUAGUACUCAUACAGAUAUGGAUGACUCUUCGUUUGCUGGCGAUGGCGACGUCAUCAACGAUAGCGACAAUGGCAACAAUGUAAAAAAACCGGAAGAAUCAGAUCGAGACUCUACAGGGCGACUAUUACCAAAAGCUCAUACUAUUCAACUCAAACCUUUGUCGCACCACGUGCUGGGUUUGGUUCUAGAAUCACCUGAGGGAGUUGCUUUACAACGACUCAGUCCUACUCUACGAAGGUUGUGCACCCAAUUCCAACAGGGUAUGAUCGGCCUCAUGGAAUUUAUGGAGCUCUUGGAAGCGGCAAUUGGAAUUCGUGAUCCAGCUAUGGCUGAGCUUAAGAAACAAGCAUUUCGUGUAGCAGGUGAUAUGGGAACUGCUCUGAAACUGUUAUAUGAACAAUGCUUGCCACCCGCGGUAGAAUCAUCUGCCGGGAACAACUCAUURGAUUCUUUGAGCAGGCAAAAUCGGCGGCGAUCGAACUUGGGUAGUAAUGAUCUCGUAUCAACAGAAUUGCUGCAGUGUAUCUUGGAAUUCUUUUUGGAUUUGGUCGUAGAAGAGGACGAGCUGGACACAUUGGCAUUCUUCUGGCCUCAAAUCUCUAAUAUCCACUUACAAAUGUUGCCACCCAAGGAUGCUCUGUCGUUGCAAAAAAUUGAGUUGGUGGAAGACUUUUUGUUGACGGUAGCCUCGAAGUACUCAAUCCAUUUGGCGAAUGAAUUGGUUUGGAGUCACACAGCUGACCUUGAAGACGCACUGAGUGGGAGUUACGAAGGUAGUACCACGACAUUUUGUGGACAUAGGCAAAGUGCCGUGCUACGAUUUUUAUGUGAGCUAGAAUCCUUAUUGUUUGAUUUUGACACAUGUUGGGGUGGUGGAUCGGUGACCACUGGGCAAUUCAUGUCACCUUCAGACCAUCAAAUUGAAUUACUCAAGUCUUCUGUCGCUAGAAUUCAAACUUAUCGUCUUAUGGUCGAACGCGACCGACUGACUCGAUCUCAUCGAUUAGAGAAGUUGCAGAAGUCUUUAGGACUAUCAUCACCGGAAUCGCCCGAAACUCAAGCUCUGGAAGCUAUGAGGGUAGCUAACAAUGCUGACUACUUAUCCAGCCAUUUGGUCUUUACUAAAAGAUUGUGCGAUAUCGCUGAAAGACUUCGAUUCUUGCCUGUGACCGAACGCAGGGGUGUUCUUAGCACCGAAUUGGCCAAAUUGAAUGCUUCUGGAACCAUGGGUGGAGAUCCCACAAAUAUCAUCAAAGAAGGCCGGACAAGAGUUGUAAGAAUACCCGUAAUGGAAGGACACGUAUUUCGAAGCAAAGCAAGAACGCCGGUGUUAUUAUUGGUUGAAACACUGGAAGAGGGUAUUGCUUCAGACCAAAGUACCAACGAAAUCGAAUCUAUUGUUGAGGAAAUAGAGAAAGAAUCAAAAAUGAUUGUUGAAGAAAAAAUAGAUUCGGAUGACACUUCAUCUGUGAAUGGCUUGAGUACGUUACAAAACGAGGAGUCGGCAGAGUUCAUUGAAGAUCCCAGAGAUUCCGAGGGCGGAGAAGUCAAUGAUACUGUCGAGAAUGAAAUGAGAGUCUCAGUAGACACUCACGAUGAUAAUACUGUACAUAGUGAAARGGAGGCAAGAAUAAAGGAAGAAGUGUCAAAUCAAGAAGAAUUAACGACACUUCCAAACGAAAUUGGAAGCUCGGCGGAUAUACCACUUGAAAAACCUGAUAGUGAUAGKGGAGAUGAGAUAAAGCCGGUUCAAAAUCUAAUCGAAAACGUGUCUGAAAAAUUCAAUGUGAUAAAGAUAGAAUCCAAUAAAGCUAACGCGGACGACUUAGCGGUAUCGUCGCAUCUUAAGCCAGGAGAAGAAGGAACAAAGGUUUCUUCGAAAGUUGAUGGUCUCAAAACGAGGGAUGAAUCCGAAUUGUUUCAGAUUGAAGCAGCAGCAGCCAAGGAAGACACUAUCGAGACAGAUGAAGAGGCUAAAGCAUGCCAAUUUGACCAUGGACUCGUUGAAGACGACAAAAAGACGUCACUAACAGAAGAUAAAAAAGUCGUGUUUGAGGACGUGAUCAUGCCAGAGUUGGAUACAUCAACUCGAUCUUCGAGACUAGGUUCCGUUCAGUCCURUCACUCAGCAGACACAAUAAGCUCAUUGAAUACAAGUCUUCAUGACAAGGACGUUCCAAGGCGUGAGUUUUCAAGAGUGCAUUAGUUGAUUUUCGGCAUCAGCUUUCCAGCUCAUUUGUUGUUUGUCUGUCUCUUUGUUUGUGUGUUAAUAGACGCUCUUCGAAGGUUUGAUAGUCCGAAGACGAAACCAAAAAUCAUCACCCCAACUACAGAUAGAAAAAUGGUGGAAAAUAUAAUGACAAGCGUAGUUGCAAAACAACUCCAUUUACCAAGCCUCGCACCAGAUUCGAACACACAUGUCUACGGAAAGGACAUCAAAAGUGAAAACCACGGGACGCUUGCUUCUUCUAAAUUAGAAGAACAGCAGCRAGGCAGCAGCAGUUCUUCUGUAGAUCGCAAACAGCAGCAGCAACAAAAGUAUGUCUCCCCGAAACAUGCUAAGAUAAAAAACUUGGGUACCGGCAGUACCGGUCAAGAACUGUGCAACGGUCUAUCCAAGACAGGAGGAACAAGGCGCGAAGUUUUAACUGCUAUCAUGACGAAAGGAAUGUCUGGGAGUCAUGUCAUUGCCGAGCAAGCAGCAACUGGAGCAAAAAGGCACUUACAAGAUCUCGAGAGGAGAGUUGCUGUGGAAGCUCUGCUCACCGGAGGAAUGGGUGCUGCCUUAACAGCUACUGAUGAUAAAAGAGAGGAGUUAUUAUCGUUGGGCAUCCGUUCUGCAAGCCGGGAAGAUGUAGACUUGGAUGAUAACAAGUCAGAUGAUGAYGAAACUAUGGAGGCUAUUCGCCUGUUACUGAUCCAGUAUCGUGUGGCAAAUGGCUCUAUCAGUGCKAAUGAUGCGGCAGCCCUACUCGCACCCCAUCCAACGGCAAGAUCCAAGAAGAACGAGYUGGGUACGAUUAUACAUAAUGGACGAGAAUUUCCAGAAAUUGAUGCGGGAGAUAUUGAUUCACGGCUAGUUGGUUGCGGGGUUUUACCUCCUGCUGUUCUGCAAGCUCUAACUCUAUGGAAAGGAGAUGCAAUUUCCAACGGAGAGCUUCUUGAACUUGUGAAGAAAGAUUUUGAAUUUGAAAAACAAUCGAAGCUCGUAGAACAAAACACAGAUAAACUYAAUGAAGACUCAGCUUUUUGGGGAAGGUUCGCCUUUGGUGAACGAUGGGCAGAGAAACGAUCCCGAAUAGCUGCUUCGAGUCCAGAAGCAGUUUUACCAGGUUGGGAUCUAACAGCCAUAAUUGUGAAGUCAAACGAUGACUUGCGGCAAGAAUCCUUCGUGAUGCAGCUMAUCGAACUGUCUCAUGAAGCUUUUCAAGAGGCAGAGCUGGAGCUUUGGCUCAAUCCUUAUCGAAUCAUAUCUACUGGCAGGACAACUGGCAUCAUGUCUUGCAUUCGCAAUGCUAUGUCUUUCGACGGACUAAAGAAAAGGCCUGGUUAUGGUACCGGGGGAAUCCGGGGGCAUCUCCUAAGAAUGACAGAGCAUGCUGCAAACCCUGGAGAAGCCUUUCAAUCUGCUCAAAGAAACUUUGUGAGGAGCCUUGCCGCUUAUUCACUACUAUCGUACAUGUUUUUGUUCAAAGAUCGUCACAAUGGGAAUAUUAUGUUGGAUACCUACGGCCAUGUCAUCCACAUCGAUUUUGGGUUCGUGUUCGGGAUCGCACCGGGUGGAUCCUUCAGCUUGGAAAUGUCUACUCCAUUUAAGUUAACAGAGGAAAUGAUCGAAGUCAUGGGAGGUCUUCGAUCUUCACUUUUUUCGGAAUUUGUGACUCUCUUUUGCUGUGGCUUUUUGGCCUUGCAGGCACAUUACGACACGUUUGCGACCCUCGUAGAAGUGACAUCUCGAGGGAGUACCUUCCCGUGCUUUGAUGGCCGAGAUACUGCUGAUAUAAUCAGCAAAAUKGAAGACAGAUUCUGCCCCGACCUGAACAAGGAAGAAUCAGUGGCUCAUGUUUUGGACGUUAUCAAAGAAGCGGUAGGUUCGUACGGAACGAAACAAUACGACUACUUCCAGUAUCUCUCCCAAGGGAUUGCCACCUAAAUACCUAUAAUUMAUUUUACUUCAGUGGGAAUGGGAAGAAAGUGACCUUCCGUUGCUGCCACCAUCAAUCCGGAAUGAAGGUAUUUGGUCCCAAGCUUUGUAUAUCAGUCGUUGAUUUCUCAUAAYUGAAAAUGAAUGAGUCUCUACUCGCUGUUGUGAAGAUUCUAUGGUACGCUACACUUAUCUUACGUACCGUCAUCGUUUAUUGUAGAUUAUUACUGAAUGACCUACCAAUCAAUCGGCAAUAAAAUUAGAAGUAGAAUUUACGUGAAAUUCGGUCAUCCACAUCUGUAACUUUGCCAGCCUAUCUGGUUCAAAUCCUCUUGAGCAUCCUUUGCUUCCCCAUAAAAUCAAUGUACUAUGUAUGGGAAUAGAAUUUAACUUGCGUG
This is a messenger RNA of Pseudo-nitzschia multistriata, 6649 nucleotides long. The record is from the annotation of a GenBank genome assembly. NCBI's taxonomy places the organism in Eukaryota, Bacillariophyta, Bacillariophyceae, Bacillariales, Bacillariaceae.